Molecule: messenger RNA, 372 nt
Organism: Marchantia polymorpha subsp. ruderalis
Lineage: Eukaryota; Viridiplantae; Streptophyta; Marchantiopsida; Marchantiales; Marchantiaceae
Source: the annotation of a GenBank genome assembly
AUGUGGCCGCACGAGACGGUGGACCACUGGACCACCGGCGUCAGACCGCGAUCGAAUCUGUUGUCUGUAUUCUGUGAUUCGGUUAUUGGUGCUGUGCCAUUAAUCAUGUCCAUGGGACGCGUUGGGGUUCCACCUGGACACCGUACAGAACGGGGCCUUCCUCAGGCGCCGCAUACGCGCCCGCGUCAGGCUGGUGGGCUGGUUGACGGGUUGACGGGAGGCGCAGGGAAAAUCUGCAGAACGGGAGGAAGCGCAGGCCCCACGCCCAUUUGGCAGAAGGGCCCUACAGCUCAGCACAAACGCGCAGCAGAGAGAACAGGGCGGGGCGAGAGAAAGCGAGAGGCAGGGCCACAGGCCGAGGCAGAGGCAUAG